Messenger RNA from Aspergillus saccharolyticus JOP 1030-1, 1290 nucleotides. Its product is annotated as NUDIX hydrolase. The transcript has a single exon. Lineage: Eukaryota; Fungi; Ascomycota; Eurotiomycetes; Eurotiales; Aspergillaceae. The record is from RefSeq and is a predicted model, not a curated record. Bases 367 to 1290 code for a protein of 307 amino acids.
AUCCAUCAGAUCGGCCUAAAAAAUUAUUAGCUGAAUCCUUUUUUUUUUUUCUGCUGUAGGGAAGGGAAAUUCUUGACCGCCAGAUUGCGAGGUGGUUUCUUACUUUUUCUGUGAUGCACACCGAAAGAACUGGAGGCAAAAGGGAGGUGAGAGGCAGGGGGAAGGGUUUAUCAAUGGAGAGGUGCUUCCCUCUCUCUCUCUCUCUCUCUUUCUCUGAGUUUUUGGAUUGCCUUCUUUUUGAACCUUAUGAACAUUGAAGUUGUUGAAGUGACUUAAAUGUGAACUGUGAAUAGACGCCUCCUCCGUCCUGCUGCUGUUUUUGCCCCGUACACCGUACUAUAACAUAACAUACAUAACAUAACAACGAUGAUCCCGCAACCACAACCACAACCACAAUCACCUCCGCAACAACUCCGGCCAACUUCGUACAUUGUGCCAUCGCAUCUGGAGGAAUACAACAUCCCGUUGUCCGCCUGGGCGGCGGCCCGUCCUCAGUUCCACAACAUCGUCGCCAGUGCUUUGAUCUUUUCGACCGCUGCGCCGGAGGAGGAUGAUGUUUCUCUCGCUGUUGCUGUUGAGGCAGCAGUACCGGGGCGCUUGACGCCAAGAAAUGUAUCUCCAAGCGCAUCUACAUCUACAUUUACAACUACAACUACAUCACCCACCACCCCUCCCUCAACAACAACACCAAUAAAUCCAGGAGAACCUCCUCAAACUCCACCAUCCACCACAUCCACCCCCUCAACUACAAACAACAGCCCAACCUCCACCCCCGCAACAACCCCCUCUUCCACCCCCACCUCGGAAGAAACAGAAACCCCCCUACAGACCCUCCUCCUCCAACGCACCGCAACAGAUUCCCACCCCCUCCACUGGGAAACCCCCGGUGGUCUACUGGACCCCACUCUCGACGCGACGGUCCUAGCGGGCAUCGCGCGCCAAGUCCGCGAGGAGACCGGGUUCCAUGUCUCGCGGUUCGUGGAUCUCGUGGCCGUGGACGAGUGGACGAAGAUGAAGCGCGGGAUGCUGCUGCAGGAGAUGAAGUUGACGUUUGCGGUGGAGGUGCGCGAGGCGGCGGUGGAGGGGUGGGAGGAGAUGGUGCGGGUGCGGGGAAAUGUGUAUCGGGGCUUUGCGUGGGUGAGAGAGGGGGAGGUUCGCAGGUUUGUCUCUGGUGGGAAGAAGAGUAAGAGGGGAGCUGGGGGUGGGAGUGGGAGGUUGGGGACGGGGUUUGUUGGGGGGUCUGGGAGGGAUGUGGUUAUGGGGUUUGAGGCUUUGAGGGGGUUGUGUUAG